Molecule: messenger RNA, 543 nt
Organism: Symbiodinium pilosum
Lineage: Eukaryota; Dinophyceae; Suessiales; Symbiodiniaceae
Source: the annotation of a GenBank genome assembly
AUGCGCCGGGCUGGGGAUGGAUUCAUCCCUCUCGAUGCAGUGGAGCCUGCUGUAACAUCUUACGUGAACAUCUGGACUCCCUUGUUCAAGUCUGCGCAGGAAAGUGGUCUGGCUCCGGAGUUCUUGAUUCACUGGGGCCAUGCUGGUGCCAUGGCCAUGGUCCUCUUGGCAAUGGGAGGCUAUGGCACGUUCUUAGGCUGGGCCACACGUCUUGGCAACGGAGCCACAGUGUACCCGCUGAGUAUUGGUAAGACUGCAGCGGAGCUCCAUCCAGUGCUCAUGGGUGCCGCCCUCUUCUUCUUCUUCCUUGGUGGUCAGGGAGGCCUUGUACUUCUGGCAACUCAGGGACAGCCCAUUCUGCAGUCGGCCCACUCUUCCACAGCGGUGAUUGGACUGCUGCUCAUGUCGGCGCAGGCAGUUAUUGGUCUGACAAUGGGGGACUCCGCAGGCAAGCGAACCGCGCACGCUCUGCUGGGCACUUCGGUCAUGGGGGUCUUGCUCGUGCACCUCUACUUUGGCCUCAACCUGGGCUUCAGCAUCUAG